Molecule: messenger RNA, 1156 nt
Organism: Didymodactylos carnosus
Lineage: Eukaryota; Metazoa; Rotifera; Eurotatoria; Philodinida; Philodinidae
Source: the annotation of a GenBank genome assembly
UGAUCGGAAGGCUAUCUGUGCAAAGUUACGGUACUAUUACAUGAUGCCAUAUUCUGUUGCGUGGUCGGUUCUAAAAAACGUAUAUAAAUGUUGGUGUUCACGUAGUAGUAUAUUCUGAAUUGGAAAAUAAACCGGAAUUUUUCGAUACAUAUAUUAUCAAAUUUGGCACAUUUAUACUGCGUUGUUAAUUAUCAAAAAUGGUUAGUAAAAGUCUUACAACGCGAGAAAUACGAGAUAUUAUGCGCAAAGCGGCAAAUGACAAACCGAACAUCAAUGAUAUCUUAGACAGAACAACGGCUGGCAUAAUCAAUAAUAUUGCUAGCGCUUAUCAGCUUCCGGUUGAGUAUAUAUUUACGUUACUUUUACCUGCGAUAGGACAUCAAGCAGGCACAUCUCAAUUGUUGACCUCAUGAGGAAUCGCUACCAACAUUAGUUUCUACACUGUCAUAGUAGGUUAUCCUGGAUCAAACAAAACUUCAGCUGUGGACGUAGUACGCAAUAGUAGUCUGGAGACUGAACAUGCUAUAGGUAUCGUCUUUGGGAUCGUCCAUUUAAGAAUGAUAGUAACGGGGAUGGUCUUUUUGGUCGGUUUCUUAUGGCAGCUCCAAAACCGUCGAUUCCAUUAGCAAACGAAAUCAAACAGAUAAAUAUCGAUGAGCCAAGCUUAACACAUCUAUUAUGGGCAAUCCGCUUAUUCAACAGCAGUGAAAAAGAACCAAUCAUAACAACUGAAACGCAAUACUUUACUGAUCGUAUUAUGUACAUGUAUUCAACUAAAGCGUUAGCCGUUUUAAAUGAGAAAUGGGAUCAUUACGUUCUGUUUCAACGAGAAUCAUUGGAAUACGAUUCAUUUUUGACGUCUAUUUAUGCAAAAGCCAAGGUUCAGAUUAAUCGUAUUGCCGGUGCACUGUAUGUUGCCAAAUGCGCUGGAGAAGUAAUUGAUGCUAUCGCUGAAAACGAUCUGAACGGUUUAGGUUAUUAUGACUUUUCUAAAAAUGUCCAAGACAAAGUUAGACGUGCAGUGAAAGAUUACAAAGCAGCAAAUGAAUGGAAAACCGUUAACGAACACACAGCAAAAUCUGCCGGAAUACUCAUGGACUGCUAUUUAAAUCAAAAGAAAAUCUACGCCAACCAGAAGCAUCGACGAAAAUAUUGA